AUGGGUUCGUUAGGGGAUGAUGACGAUAAGAUGAAAUCUAUUGAGAGAGAUUCAGAUGUAGAACCAAGUGAUGCCGAGACUCAGCUGUUUGACAGUGGGGGUAAAGGUGAGGAUGAUUUACAAUAUCUUCAAAGUACUGUGCCCUUUGAUGAAUUUGUUGCAUUUGAGGAUGUAUUUGAGACCCAGGUGUUAGAUCUUGGUGGCGAGACCUCAGAAUUGAACCUUGGUGGUGAAACCCAAGUGAUUCAUGAUCCAGAUUGUGAGGAGAAUAUUAACACCCAGUUAUUAGACGCAUGCCAUAAUGAAGUUGCCGUUGACAGUGAUGGUGAAGGAACUGACAGAACCGAAAUUCUAAGUGAGACUGAGGAGUUGUCAGAUGAGGACUCUGUGAAAAUAGUAGGAAGUCAUCCCCUGGACCAGGAGAACAUGCCAUGCACAGCUCUUCGCAAACAAGGCGAUGACCAAUUUAAAGCAGAAUUGAAUGCUUUGAGUAAUGAAAAGCACAGCUCAGGAUCUGUUCACAGAGACUUCACCUCAGUUCGUGUAGCAUCUCUUCGGGCCUGUGGUUUGGCGGCUCACAGCAUGACUUCCAAAGGAACCAAUGGUUUCCCAUGUUCCAUUAUGAGUGACAGUCAGUCUUUGAAGCGACAUACUACCGCACAUGAUCAGACACCUGUUGGAGGUUCACUUCUAUGUGUGAAGGAAGUUGAUCAGGCACAUGUGCUGGAGGAGUAUGAUGCAGAAAUGAAGGGAUCAAGGAAUGAAAACAGGUGCAGGGUUGGUAGUUCAACUGUGAGGAAACUUUUUGCAGAGGAUAUGCUUGUUGCGACCAAAGAGCCAUAUGAUGGCAUGAAUAAAGCUGACGGAGAAGCAGAGUUUCCACGGUUAUUUCCUUCAGAAAAUGAGUUGGCAGGGUUAAGCUAUGUCAAUUCUCAAGAACCUGGAGAGUUAUCACAAGCCAAUGCACUUGACUUUGUGGAUAAGUUUCUUAAGGUUAAUAUCAUUGAUUUUGAUGAAGAAAUUGAUUUCAGAAAGUCCACUGGAGGGAAGUCAAAGCCUGUCUCAAGUGCAAAAGGUACUCAAAGUUUGGCCAAGAGAGCUAAUCCUGAAAGCACAGAUAGAGAAAGAGGAAUUUUUGAUUGGGAUGAUACUCGCGAGGACGAAGGAGGGGGAGAGUUUUUCAGAAAGAAGAAAGAUGCACUUUUUGAUAAUGGAGGUCAAAUGCGAAGAUCUCAUACCCACCCUAGGAAACCUAGGUUUCUUGAGACCAAAGGAAACAAUACAGUUGAAGAAUCCAGAGGCAAUAUGGAAAACUUAGACAAACGUCAGAAAAUAGUGGACUCAAUUCACUUUGAUUCAAGGUUGGUGUUCCAUGAUAUGAAAGGGAAUGACAAGUCAAGAAAGGCAAUGGACGCAGGAUUUAAAAAGAAUUUAACUAAAGAGUUGGAUGAACGUGUAAAUGUGGGUUCUAAGAAUGGAAUGGUAGACACCGGUACCAACAAAGAUGUGCCAGACAUGUCAAACAUAGGUUUUGAUACUCAAAUGGCUGCUGAAGCUAUGGAAGCCUUAAGCUUUGGGGUGGUUGGGACUGGUCACGAUUUUAAGGAUGCUAAUCAAGGUGCUGAAAACAUGCAGAAGGGUCCUCUCAAUGAAGAAACAAUUGACAGAAGAAAUUUGAAGCGAAAUAUUGCACAGAAAAGAGGGGGCUUUCAUACCAGAAUGAGCACAAAACAAUCCAAGCAAACAAAGAGGACUGGUACCAAAUUGAGUGAAGAGACCUCUAUUUCGCUGCUGAAAACACCUAAGAAUGUCAGGAAGCAAAGCAAUAGAAAGCAAGAAAGAUCUGAUCUGAAGAAAGUAAAUUCAGAUGUUAAGGGACAGUUUACCACCAAGGCAAGUGAAAGCUUAAGCAAAGUGAUCGUUGAGCAAAGAAAGGAAGAAGAUGCUCUGAGACGAAGUGGCAAUGAUAAGAUUGAUAGAUGUAAUGUCACUGCAUCAAGUGGUAGAAAGUCAGUCGAGAAAUGGUGUUUGCAGGAGCAACUUGGUUCUUUUAUGCCCAUAGCUCAUCGAACUAGGCAGUGCAUGAAAGGGAAUCAAUCAAAAAAAGCUGGGAAUGCAUCAAAUAAUUUUGGAGACGAGGUGAACAAUCUGGCAGGUGUUGGUGCCCUUAAAAACAAAAGAAAAAGGAGCAGAGCAGAUAUUGCUGCUUCCAUAGUGUUGAAUGCCUCUGAUAAGUCUAAUGACACGAAUUUAACUUCCAAGCAAUCUGGCAAACUCGUCAAAUUGUCUGAGCUUGAGCAAUCUGAUCCAAAGCUAACAUGUACAACCAGCGCUGUCAAACUUAAUGAAUUGGACUAUCCUAGAGGAAGAAGAACACGCCAGAGGUUGUCGGCAGAUGUGGGAGAAGCUAAUAAAAAGUACAAUACACGGUUAAAAAGGUUGCAAACUGAUGCUAUAAGCACUUCUGUGGAUCUAGUUGUAAAUAGGAAAACACGGUCAUCUGUGUAUGCUAUGCCAGUUUUGCCAUCCCUCAACGGACAGUCUGGAAAAAGAUUGUUGCGGCAGAUCAUAGAUAAAGGAAAAUCAAGUGAUGCAACUUUCGGAUGUAAUUCUGUUGAUAUGAAUGAGAAUACUAUUUCAGAAUACAUGGUUGAGCUACCGACAUCUACAUAUUCUGAUGGGAAGAGUAAUGCUGAUACCACUUCCGUAACAGGUGCAGAAGCAAAUGCCAUGUUGGAAGCGUCACCAAAAGAGGGAAGCAAACCAGUUUGUACUACUCCGGUUAAUUGUAUGACUCCUUUGAAUGCAGUGUCACCUAUUUGCAUCGGUGAUGAAUAUCUUAAAAAGUCAUGCAGGGAGAACCUCUCAAAAUCAUCUCUGAUGAAAGAGAUUAAUAGCUUGAUCACCAUUGGAACAGAAUCUACUUGUGUGACCAAAUAUUUAAGGAGGAGAGAUGUUACUGGUGUUCGAGUCUUGUUCAGCCAGCACUUGGAUGGGGAUAUGAUGAGGCAACAAAAGAAGAUUUUGACUAGACUGGGGGGCUCAGUAGCAUCCUCUAUUUCAGAUGCUACACACUUCGUAACUGAUAAGUUUGUGCGCACAAGGAAUAUGUUAGAGGCUAUUGCUUCUGGAAAACCAGUGGUGACAAGUUUAUGGCUUGAGAGCUGUGGGCAAGCUAGCUGUUUCAUUGACGAGAGAAAUCACAUACUGAGAGAUUCCAAGAAGGAAAAGGAGUUAGGCUUUAGUAUGCCAGUUUCAUUGGCACGUGCGUGCGAACAUCCACUUUUACAGGGUCAAAGGGUCUUGAUCACACCAAAUACAAAGCCUGGUAAAGAAAUAUUAGCAAGCUUGGUUAAGGCAGUUUAUGGAGUGGUCUCCCCAGAUUUUUUCAGAACGACGUGUUGCUUUCCCGAUGCGGCGGCUCCCAUCGGGAAUUGCUUAAGAUUUUGCAAAGUUACUGUUCGGCGUCGAGCCAGUGUGCCAACUACCAGAAAUCUGGAAUCAUCUUCUCCAGUAAUACAGUCGAGGAGCAAAAGGUCUCUUUAUGCCGCCGUUUGGGCAGUGGAGAGAAUGGGCAGAUCUGCAUUGAAAGGUGAUAAAAUUCCUGAUGACCUGUUGGUUUUAUCCUGUGAAGAAGAUUAUUCAAUCUGCCGGCCUUUUCUUGAAAAAGGAGCAGCAAUUUACUGUUCAGAGCUGCUGCUGAAUGGAAUAGUCACUCAAAAGCUGGAUUACGGAAGACAUCGUCUCUUUACGGAUCAUGUCAAGAGAACACGUUCAACAGUAUGGCUAAAAGAUGGUAAUCAGUAUCUUCCUGUGAAUAGAUGCAAAUGAACUUUUCUCUAUAUUUUUGUAUUUCUUGUAACCCCCCCCCCCUUUUUUUUUUUUU
This is a messenger RNA of Ilex paraguariensis (yerba mate), 3886 nucleotides long. NCBI's taxonomy places the organism in Eukaryota, Viridiplantae, Streptophyta, Magnoliopsida, Aquifoliales, Aquifoliaceae. The record is from the annotation of a GenBank genome assembly.